Molecule: messenger RNA, 655 nt
Organism: Prorocentrum cordatum
Lineage: Eukaryota; Dinophyceae; Prorocentrales; Prorocentraceae
Source: the annotation of a GenBank genome assembly
CCCCAACAUCGCUGCUCAGAAAGUGGGAGGGCUGCUCAGAAGGCCCGCGGAGUGUCCUGCGCAUGCCACCAAUCGCCUAGACACCGACACCAGCCUAGUACUGCAAGUGGUCGAUGUGGGCGCCCCAGACGGCCGAAUCGACCACCUCCACGACCGAAGGGGAUCCCCCCGAGGUCGGCGGGCGCCCCCCCGAGGGCCCUACAGACAACUCCACUCAGCUGUGGCUGCGGCUCCUUGCUGUGCCUGGACUCCUCCUGCACUCACCCUCCUCUCUUCUGCAGCUCCCGCGUCCGCUUGGCCGCCCCGAUCACCGCGAUGUUCACGAGCGCUCCGACCCAGAACCGCGCCUGGGGGUCGCCUCCCCAGGGGCAGCUGUUGGACAGCACGAGACCUCCGAAGAUGUACACGGUCAGUCCCGGACCCACGGUAUGAGGAACGCCAGGAUGCCGGUGAAGAACACGACGAGGAUGAUGAUCGGAAAGGGCCAGUCGGACAGCACCUUGCUGAGCCAGGCGAGCAGUACGUUGAGCAGCAGGGGGCAGAUGGCGUAGCACACAUACACGCCGCAGAACGUGUACACGAGCGGGAAGAUUUUCAGCCACGGCCAAGUGUCCCAGACGUGGGCCAGCACGAAGUACACCCGCGGUGUCAGCGG